AUGGAUAUUCAAAAUGGAACCCUGUGCAUCCUAGGUUGUGGAAACCUGGGCAUUGCCAUUCUAAACGGCUUGAUCAAUGCACCCGCAGAGAAGUCCAAAGAGUUACCAUUUGCUCAAUACACCGCCUGCGUGCGCAGUGAAAGCUCAGAAAAAAGACUGUCUGAGAGAUUCGCCGAAUAUCUCGACAAAAUAAGCAUUUCCCGCGGCAACAAUGUCCAAGCCGUCCAAAACGCCGAUGUCAUCAUCCUAGGCGCGGAUCCUGCUGAUAUCGGGACUGUCCUCACACAAACCGGGCUCCGUGAGGCCUUGGCCAACAAAUUGAUCAUCAGCAUUGCAGCCGGGUGGACAAGAGAAAAGCUUGAAACCACACUAUACGGGAGCGCAACCACCGCGGACAACACAGCGGACAGAGCCUGGGUGGUGCGCACAUUGCCGAACAUUGCAGCCCAGGUGUCUCAAUCACUUACGGCUAUUGAGACAUCAGAGCCUGCAUUGCCGGAGAGGUAUCUCCAGAUAACGACGUCGAUCUUCGAGCAGAUUGGCAAGGCAGUACAUGUGGAUCCGAGGUUGAUGAAUGCUACAACCGCUGUCGGGGGCUCAACGCCGGCUUUUUUCGCUGUGAUUUGCGAUGCAAUGAUUGAUGCUGCAGUGGCGGUGGGUCUUCCGCGAGACCUAGCUCAUACUAUGAUCUUUCAGUCGAUGCAAGGGACGGCGACGAUGCUUCAGAGUGGUAUUCACCCCGCUCUAUUGAAGGAUCAGGGGACGUCUCCCGAGGGAUGCACAAUUGGUGGGUUGAUGGUGAUGGAAGAGGCUGGUGUGCGUGGGCAUGUUGGACGGGCGCUUCGGGAAGCUGUUACUUUGGCUCGUUUGAUGGAGACGACACCUCAUGUCAAUGAUACAAGGCAUUAA
Penicillium coprophilum is the source of this 909-nucleotide messenger RNA. Its product is annotated as pyrroline-5-carboxylate reductase family protein. The coding region runs from base 1 to 909 and encodes 302 amino acids. Gene Ontology annotation, molecular function: pyrroline-5-carboxylate reductase activity. Gene Ontology annotation, biological process: L-proline biosynthetic process. The record is from RefSeq and is a predicted model, not a curated record. NCBI's taxonomy places the organism in Eukaryota, Fungi, Ascomycota, Eurotiomycetes, Eurotiales, Aspergillaceae. The transcript is spliced from 2 exons.